AUGGCCGACGGAUUGAAUGAAGCAAGAGCUCUUAGGGUUACGGAGUUGAUGAAUGAUUUCAGGACACUGUUACUCCAUAUAUCACAGCUGAAGACCGAUUCUCCAUUGGGCGAAGAGCAUGAGGAGGGUUAUGCCCUGAUGAGACGAUGUUUCCAUGAAGCCCAAUCGUUGAUCUCCGCCCAAUUCAAUGUUGAGUCUAUACAAAACGGAAACGGUGAUGGGGAGUGGCAAAAGGUACAACUGCAAAGGAUAAUCCUCGAUGCCUCAGCACGGCGCUUCCAAGCGCACAAGCUUUACCUGCGAAUGGCAGCUGCUAAGAGAUGGGCUACAAGCCGAAUGCAGGUCCUUCAUGGCCAGAAACCAAGCCAAUUACAUCGGGCCGCUCUCAGGACGAUUGAUGAAACAUUGCGCAACGAACUCUCAUCCUUUACAGAUUCUUAUAUCCGGAACGAUCUGCGGUCCGCUGAUGCCCGUGCUGGCCAUUGGCUCGCCGAAGACCCUGAACUCAGUACUAUACUGCAAUGGUUUCGAAGUCAUUCCUAG
Molecule: messenger RNA, 543 nt
Organism: Uncinocarpus reesii 1704
Lineage: Eukaryota; Fungi; Ascomycota; Eurotiomycetes; Onygenales; Onygenaceae
Exons: 4
Coding region: 1-543 (180 amino acids)
Source: RefSeq, a predicted model, not a curated record